Molecule: messenger RNA, 2977 nt
Organism: Danio aesculapii
Lineage: Eukaryota; Metazoa; Chordata; Actinopteri; Cypriniformes; Danionidae
Exons: 15
Coding region: 746-2977 (743 amino acids)
Molecular function (GO): protein binding
Source: RefSeq, a predicted model, not a curated record
UAAACACAACCUUAUUGUUCUAAAGAACCCUUUUAUUCUGAAAUAUCUGUACAAUUUAUAUUUCAAUAUGUAUCUUGUUUGCUACCAUCUUUAUUUUGUUUCUGUUUUUAGUUUAUCAGAACACAACCCCUUCUCCACAGAAUAAAUAUCAGUAGCCUAAUAAAGUAGAAUUUAGAGAUAUUGAAUUUAUGAUCAAUAUUAGUAUUUUUUCCUUAAGUAUUAUUACAACAUUUAACUCAGUUGUGUAUUUCAGAUGCUGUGAAGUCAUAUAACUGUAUAACUAAUGCUAAAUUAUAAUGACUUUUUUUGUAUAAGUCGGUGGGUGCUAGCAACCAAAAUUCUUCAAAAUAUGUUCUUUUGUGUUCAACAGAAGAAAGAAAAUCAUAAAGGUUUAAAAUUACACAAGAAGAGUAAAUGAUGAGGUAAUUGUGCAUUUCGGGUGAACUGUCCCUUUAACACACGAUCAAUAGAGGCCAAUUGCAAGUAUAUCAGUAGUCCUCAACAAAAUAGUUGCCACCGCGUUUCCUCAUGUUUCGGUGAGUUAAUGUUGUGGGUACGCCAAAAUCAAUUUAAUAAUAAUAAUAAAAACAUGCUAUAUUCGACACAGGCGUGGCUUCUGACGUCACGCCCUUUUUACCCGGGAAAUCAUUUCUGGCGCAAAACCCGUGAACAGGACCACACGAGGAGUGCAUUUAUCAGGAUAGAGCGUCAAGAGAGAGAGAAUGUAAAUACAUAACUGGAUGCAAUGUCUAAACGGAAGAGAAUUAGUCCUGUGGAGGAUGCCACUACACACAUUCUGUCUGGCAAAGACAAGCCAUGCUUUGAGGAGAGAUUCAUUAACUCUCAUAAAGGUAGAGGUGUGUUUGCUAGCAUGUCCAUUGACAAAGGAUGCUUCAUUCUUGAAUACCGUGGAAAGUUAAUUUCCCAAGAGGAGAGCCAAAUAAGACAGAAUAAAUACAGUGAAACAGAAAAUACCUUCUUAUUUGACUUUGAUUGGGACGGAAAACAAUGGUGCAUUGAUGCCUCAAAAGAAGAUGGUUCACUUGGGAGAUUAGUGAAUGACGAUUACAAGUCUCCUAACUGUAAAAUUAAAAAAAUAGGUGUUGGAGGCAAACCACAUCUGUGUUUGUUUUCAAUUAAGGACAUAGCUUCUGGUGAAGAAAUAACAUACAACUAUGGAGAUUCAAAAUGGCCAUGGCGUACUCUGAUCAACCGAGCAGACUCUUGCAGUGAUGAGAACACGCCAUCAGAAGAGGCCGCAUGCUUUCCUACCAAAAUCAACAAGAAGUCAACUGAACAGAUCAACCGAGCAGACUCUUGCAGUGAUGAGAACACGCCAUCAGAAGAGACCGCAUGCUGUCCUACCAAAAUCAACAAGAAGUCAACUGAACAGAUCAACCGAGCAGACUCUUGCAGUGAUGAGAACACACCAUCAGAAGAGGCCGCAUGCUGUCCUACCAAAAUCAACAAGAAGUCAACUGAACAGAUCAACCGAGCAGACUCUUGCAGUGAUGAGAACACGCCAUCAGAAGAGGCCGCAUGCUUUCCUACCAAAAUCAACAAGAAGUCAACUGAACAGAUCAACCGAGCAGACUCUUGCAGUGAUGAGAACACGCCAUCAGAAGAGGCCGCAUGCUGUCCUACCAAAAUCAACAAGAAGUCAACUGAACAGAUCAACCGAGCAGACUCUUGCAGUGAUGAGAACACGCCAUCAGAAGAGGCCGCAUGCUGUCCUACCAAAAUCAAUAAGAAGUCAACUGAACAGAUCAACCGAGCAGACUCUUGCAGUGAUGAGAACACGCCAUCAGAAGAGGCCGCAUGCUUUCCUACCAAAAUCAACAAGAAGUCAACUGAACAGCUACACAGGUUUGCUGCCCGGAUAAACCGACUGAGAGAACAUCAUAACAGACAUGCUGAACGCUUUGAAAAGCUGUCUGAAGCACUUGUAAUUGAAGGACGGGUGCCUGAUAGCUCAGCGAAUGAUGAAUCUGAGAUAUCUUGUGAGGAAUCCUGUUCUGACUACAGUGACAAGGAUUAUGUCCCUGAUUCAGACAGUAGCUCAUCAGACAGCAGUUGUAGAAGUGAAGAGCUUUAUAACUUGCAUGCUAAGCCACUGAAGGGAGGUGUUGUGGGGUUUCAGAGUACAACAGACAGGAGUGCAACAGACAGGAGUGCAGCAGACAGGAGUGCAAGCGCAUUAAAUAACCGCUCCACAUCUGUGACCCCGAUGCCUACUGACCUGCAAAUAAACAGAUACAAGAAGAAACAAUAUUGUGUUUAUUGUCAGAAGCCAUUCUCUAAAAUCGCACGACACUUGGAGUUUGUUCAUCACAAUGAACUGGAGGUAGCUAAGGCAUUCAGCUUUGACAAAAAGUCAAAGGAAAGAAGAGCGAGAUUACACCUUUUGAAAAGUAGAGGGAAUUUUGCCCAUAAUGCUGCAGUUUCAAAAGCUGGAAUUGGGGAAAUGGUUGCUUGCCGGCGGCCCAAAGAAGAAAAAUCUACCUCUGACUUCAGUCACUGUAUCCACUGUCAAGGUCUGUACAACAGAAAGACCCUAUGGAGACACAUGCGAACAUGCCCCCAGAACCCCACAAAUGAAAAACACACAGUUGGACAGAGGAGAGUUCAGUCACUCAUCAGCUUGAGCCUUCCUCCACCAGCGGAUGUUAGCAAAAGCGUAUGGACCAUUGCUUCAGUAAGAGCAGUCGCUGGAUUCAGUGAGGAGACAAACACCUACAAGAUACCAUCACUGGCACUGAAGCUUGGACACAGCUUGGUGAAGAUUGCCAACUCGGUGGAAUGCAAUGCACUGAUGUCAGGACGCGAAGCCGUUGCAGAGUGUGCACGAAAUUUCAGACGUUUGUAUGAAAGCAAGUGGAAUGAUGUAGUGUCUGCAGCUGCACUGACUACUCUGGGUGAAGCUAAAUGGAAUAAGCCACAAGUCCUGCCAUUUACAGAGGAUAAGAAGAGAGGGUGA